Messenger RNA from Humulus lupulus (European hop), 1501 nucleotides. Its product is annotated as probable tetraacyldisaccharide 4'-kinase, mitochondrial. Gene Ontology annotation, molecular function: lipid-A 4'-kinase activity; ATP binding. Bases 82 to 1272 code for a protein of 396 amino acids. NCBI's taxonomy places the organism in Eukaryota, Viridiplantae, Streptophyta, Magnoliopsida, Rosales, Cannabaceae. Gene Ontology annotation, biological process: lipid A biosynthetic process. The transcript has 8 exons. The record is from RefSeq and is a predicted model, not a curated record.
AAUAAAUAAGUAUUCUUAAAAAAAUAAUAAUAAAUAAAUUGUACCCGCCCUCCUCUGGCUCAGCACCGUCAUUCGUCGUCAAUGGAGAAACUCAGAAAAGCGGUAAACGAGAUCGCGUACUGUAAGGACCACACUAAACUUUCUCCUCUACAUCGUUCAUUAGUCCCCGUGCUCUCAUUCGCCUCCGCUCUAUACAGCGUCGCUCUCUCUCUCCGCCGCUCUCUCUACUUCUCUGGCCUCAUUCACCGCAACAGGUUGACAGUUCCGUUGAUUAGUGUUGGGAAUUUGACAUGGGGAGGUACUGGGAAGACUCCCAUGGUGGAGUUCCUUGCGCUUUGGCUAGUUGAUUCUGGAAUCUCACCUCUCAUUCUUAGUAGGGGUUAUGCUGGUGGGGAUGAAACUAAAAUGCUCCAAAGACAUCUGCUAGGAAGACCUGUGAAGAUUGGAGUUGGUGCAAAUAGGGCAGCUACUGCUGCAUCUUUCUUUGAAAAAUGUGGUUAUGUUGAUCCUAAUACAGUCUCUGAAAGACUUUGGGUUGAUGCAAAAGAAUCAAGUCGUUCUGGAUCUGAAAAAAUUGGUCUUGCCAUUUUAGAUGAUGGAAUGCAGCAUUGGAGCUUGCAAAGGGAUAUUGAGAUUGUAAUGGUUAAUGGAUUGAUGCUGUGGGGAAAUUGUCAUUUACUUCCUCUCGGACCUUUAAGAGAACCUUUGAUCGCACUUAGGCGGGCAGAUGCUGUUGUUAUCCAUCAUGCAGACUUGCUUUCAGAACAAAAACUCAAAGACAUUGAGUUAAUGGUACGAGACGUAAAAGAAUCUCUACCCAUUUUCUUCACUACAAUGGCUCCUACUCAUAUUUUUGAUGUGAGAAGUUUCAACUCAAAAAAACCUUUGGAAGCAUUACGUAACACCAUUGUGUUAUGUGUUUCUGCCAUUGGUUCUGCAAAUGCAUUUGUGCUGGGCAUCAAGAAGUUGGGAGCAGUUUAUGUUGAUCAACUUGAAUUCAGCGACCAUCACAUGUUUCAAUUCACGGAUAUGGAGAUAGUGAGAGAGAGACUUGGAGAGCUGGAGAAGAAAUUUUGUUCCAAGCCCAUCGUUGUAGUUACAGAAAAGGAUUAUGAUAGAGACCCAGAUAUUUUCAAGCACCUGGAUCCUUUUGAAGUUAUGGCACUUUGUUCUCAGUUGCAAAUCACUUCCCAAAGGGGAAUUUCUGAAGAUAGCUUCAAGAAACUUUUGAAAGAGAUGCUAACAGAUAUACUAGAUAGAGAACAUAAGUAGCAUACAUCACUCACUUGAAAGUAGCACACUCAAUGCCUCGUUAGUUUUGCCUACUCAUGAUUUUUUUUCUUCCAGAAUUACUAAGUAAUAUCAACUUUAUAAGAUAGAUAAUUGAGCAUUACUGCAUUCGAGUUAAAAAAUUUAUACUGUGAAUAAUGGUGGGUGAUUAUAUUAUUGUUGUUUAAGCAUAUGAAAAUAAAUAGGGGAAUUUACAUUUUUAUGGCUUUUA